AUUGACACAAGAGACUUUGAUUAACACAAAAGUGUGAUUUAAGUAAGGCCAAAUAAAUAAUUAAUUCACUCCUCCCACUAGGGCCACUAUCAGAGUCCUCAAUGCCUCCACGCUGACAGCUGCAAAAACAAACCACUUCUUCUUUCAAAUUCACUUUCCCCAUUCUCGUCCGCAAUCCCUCAUACUCACAAAAAAGGGGCACUUGAUUUUGAUCUUUUUUACCUUCCGAAAAUGUAGUUUUAAUGAGUGACUUUCUCCACUUCCUAGGAAUAUAUACAAACAGAUCGUAGGCAGUUCAAAGCACAAGACAAAAAUGGCUCCUUCUCUCCUUCGCCCUCAAGAAAAGGUUGGAAAUCUCAGUAGUUACAAACAUACUGAUUCUCUCUCUCUUGUAUGAAUUGAUAUUGAGAUAUAUAUAUCUGACACAUACACAUAAUAUCGCGAUUUCAGUAAUCCUUCGAUUCAUUGUGUAUUUUCUAGGGGCUUGCUUUGUGUUUUGUUCUCUGUUUGUGGAGUCGUUUGACUAUCAGAUUACCUCUUGUUUUAGUGUUAGGGUUUUCAUCUCUCUUAGGGUUUCAAUCUAUCUCUAUUUAUGCAACAUACUCUAUAUAGCUAUUCCUGGGUCUGAUCGGAGUCGAACAAAGAUUUCCAAGUUUUACUGAAUAUUGAAAGAUGAGGGAAAGAAGGUAUGGAGGAGAAAGAGAAGAUGUUAGAACCAAGACUCAGGAGCGGGAAUACUCGCCUGCUCGCCCUCGUUCUCAUUCUCGCCCUAGACAUGAACUUGAGAGGAGAGACUAUUACGACAGAUAUUUUGAAUCUGAGAGCUUUAGGAGGACUGGGCAGGGUAGUGGGUCACGGGAAAGGAGAGAUUAUGAUAGGCGUUUGGAUGAGGGAGAUAGAGAUGGGGGAUUCCGGAGGAGAGAUUACGGUACCCAUUUCAAGGGUGGAGGUACAGAUGGGCUAUUACUGAGAUUCUGCGAGGACGGUUUGUCAGGUCCAAGGGACUCAACAUCUAGAAAGUUUCAGUGGAAGCAUUCUAUGGAAGAAACCACAAAAUCUAGUGGUGAUGCGGACUAUCAUAGCUUGAAGUAUUUGGCUAAUGAUUAUGCUGUUGGUAGUGCUACCAGAGUCCGUGCUGAAAAGUAUUAUAUUGAUAGAAGAAUCAGCCCUGAAAAGGAGUACAGUGCUGCUACAAGAGAUAGUACUGAACGAAGCUAUCAGGGCAGGGGAUAUCCCUCUAUGGCUCAGUCUAGAAUAUUACUUGAGAGACCCAUUUCUGUAGAAACUGAGGAGCCAAGAACAUACUCUUCUUAUCCGCUGGAUGUUGAUGUGGUGAAGAGUUCUGGCUGUAUGGGUGACAGCUGCUUAUUGCCAUCACGAAGUUUGAAUGUGGGUCUGGAUCUUCGCAAGGAUGAAGACCUUGGGUUUAGAGAAUGCCUGCAUUUGGGUAAACUAGUAUCUGAUAAGCCAUCAGCCAGAAAACUAUGCAAGGAAGAGGAGGAUUCGAUGACCUAUUUAAAAGGUGACACCGAUUAUAUGAUAUCAUCAUCUCGGUCCAAGGCUUUUGUCCCAGGAUCAUCGAGCCCUGCAAAGGAGAAUCUUUUUGUUUCCUUCAGGGAAACCUCCCAUGUUCUUUCUGGCGGUUAUAAACUGAGCUCUGGAAUGAUUUCUAGGCAUGUUGGUGAUAAUGGGUAUGCUCAAAAAUCGCAUAUCAGAUCCCCUGUAGACCCUGCAGUGCAAUUGAGUGACAAGAGAAACUACCCACGGCCAUACCUUAGUUCACUUAAGGGAGCACAUGGGGAUUAUACUUACUCUGAAGUUCGGACGGGUGAGAAAGGUGAUAUGAGCAUGAUGUGUGGUGAUUUCCAUGGAAAGAUGGUGAAAGUUGAAGAAGAAUAUGGCAACAGAGAUUUAUUCAAAGCUAGCAUUGUGAAUCCUAGUUUGGACAGAAUUCGAAGUAGAGAACAUUUGAGUGAGAGCAGACUAUUGGACCACCAUCUUUUCUCACAACAGCAGCCAAUUCUAGACUGUGACGAUGUAAGUGGACCAUUACACAAGAGAAAGCAAGAUGAGGAAGUCUUGAGUACUAGAAAUACUCACCUUGAGUAUGAAAGCGAAGUAUAUCAGGACCAUGGAAGCCUUCUCUUGGGAGAAGUUCAUCAUUAUGAGACAGAUGAUGGUCCUUGGUCUCAUGAAGAAAAAUUGAAGGUGUUACCAAGUGCAGAGUUUGAUCCAUACUUGGAGGGCUUUGAUGGUAGCUCCCAGCAUAGGUCAAGUGCAGGGGAACUGGGCUUUCAAGUAUCUGAGAAGAUGCUUAAAAGAAAGUAUGCCAUGGAUACGAAUACCAAGCAAAAUUUUGAAAGCUACCGGAAGAAUGCUCUUAUGAUCCAUGAUCAGGGGAAUGGCGAAGAUUUCUUUUUGUCAAAGAAGUCAAGCGUGAGCCACUCCCAAUAUAGGAAGACUGGAAGGACAUAUAAUGAGAUGGCCACUCAAAUGAUUUCUAACCAUGGAAAUUUGUCAGUAUCUAUGCCACGGCUUCUAAGAAAAUCCCACAAAUCCAUAGGUAGAGAUAUAAAAAAGCGCUUGGGACCAGUUCCUCCAAAGGUUCAUGUUACACAUCCUUUAGUGAAAAAGACCAAACAAUCAGUGAAGAAACGGUUGGGACCUGCUCCUCUGAAGGUUCAUCGUCCACUCCCUUGGCUAAAUAAUUUUGAACCUUACAAGUUGCCAAGAAUUCAAGAUGGUUCUGAUGGAAAUCUUCAUGAUCAAGGGGGUGACCCCUCUGAAGGUAAUGCCACUCCUGCAAAAACUGAGCCACCUGAAAACUCUGAGGACUUUAAGCAUAUGGUGCAUAGUGCCUUUUUCAAGUUUGUGAAGCAGUUGCACGACAAUAUUGGUCAAAGGAGAAGACUAAUGGAGCAAGGAAAAGCUGGUAGUUUAAGGUGCAGCAUAUGUGGCAGUGACUCCAAAGAGUUUGUAGACACACAGAGCUUGGUGAGGCAUGCCUUCAUGUCUCCGAAAGUUGGGUUCAGAUCGCAGCACUUGGGUUUUCACAAAGCACUUUGUGCACUAAUGGGAUGGAAAAGUGCAGCGGCCCCCAACAAUCCCUGGGUUUGUGAGAUACUGUCUGAUGCUGAAACCUUAGCUGUAAAGGAGGAUCUCAUUAUUUGGCCCCCAGUUGUGAUCAUUCAUAACAGUUCCAUAGGAAACUAUAAACCAGAUGACCGAGUUGUUGUAUCCAUUGAAGUGCUUGAGGCUAUACUCAAAGGAUGUUCACUAUUGGAUACGGCACUUGCCAUUGGCUGAUUUCACAUGUCAUCAUGUCAAAAGUGACUUGCCUAGCCAAAUGAAAAAGGUCAAAAGCGGAUGUGAAGCAGUGUCAGAGCAUACCUUUCCUUAAUCUAGCUGACUAAAAGUUGUAAGAAUAAAGCUUUUUAAGGUUUUUGAUUAAGACAAGUCUUGUUUCUCUGAUCGGUGGUUUACCAUAACUGUUUCUCAUUUUCUUCGACCUCUGGUUAAUUUCAGAGCUGGACCUCGGGGAAAGGACAAAGGUGUGCCGUGGGAAACCUGCAAAUCAGAGUAUUAUGGUGGUGAGAUUCAGCAGCACCUUUUCUGGGUUGCAAGAGGCAGAUAGGCUUCACAAGUUCUAUGCUGAAACUAAACAUGGACGGGUUGAGUUUCAACAGAUCAAUGCAACUAGUAGCACCGACAGUAGUGGGGAAACACAAAAAGCAACAGCAGACAAGGUGGAAAAUGUUUUAUAUGGGUACCUGGGGACUGCCGGAGACUUGGAUAAACUUGAUUUCAAGACCAAGAAACGAUGCUUGGUCAAGAGCAAGAAGGAGAUCCAUGAUAUUGCAGAUGCAUCUCUUAAAACUUAAAUGAGAUACUCUUAGUUGUUGACAGUGACGAAUUUUACUGACAGGUGGUGGUUUGGUUUUUGCAUUUGCUGAAAGAGGAAAAUCAGAUACGGGGUUUAAGUUAUAUUAUCUAUUACGGAUUAUUCAAGUGGAUACAAGUUUUUGAAGUUUAAAGCACCUAAUUUUAUCAUGAACUGAACAUUAUUUAGUUGCCAGCCUUGAGUGAAGGUGACAAGUCUUGGCCAUAUAUCUUCUAUAAUUGUGCAUAUAACCAUAUUAUCUAUAUUGGUUAUCCUUUGAUUCCAAGUUAUGGAAUGAUUUACAACUAUCCCGGAUAACUCGCUCAAGGUGUUGAAGACAGUUUACAUUACAUUUAUUUUAUACCUUAUAUAGUUGGGUAAAUGUUUUUUUUAAGGGUGUUAUGC
Messenger RNA from Ilex paraguariensis (yerba mate), 4285 nucleotides. NCBI's taxonomy places the organism in Eukaryota, Viridiplantae, Streptophyta, Magnoliopsida, Aquifoliales, Aquifoliaceae. The record is from the annotation of a GenBank genome assembly.